Mycosarcoma maydis (corn smut) is the source of this 384-nucleotide messenger RNA. RefSeq lists its product as uncharacterized. Lineage: Eukaryota; Fungi; Basidiomycota; Ustilaginomycetes; Ustilaginales. The coding region runs from base 1 to 384 and encodes 127 amino acids. The record is from RefSeq and is a predicted model, not a curated record. The transcript is spliced from 2 exons.
AUGGAAUCAUCAAUAGACCAAGUCGCCGCCAAGUGUGGUAAGCAGCUUGACACGUUCCAACGCUGCAUCUUGGCCAACCAGCAAAACCCUGGAGCCUGCGAGCAAUACAAAACGGAGCUAUCCCGAUGCGCUGCUUCGGCAGUACCCCUGCUCAACGAAAUCAAAAACCGCUGCGUUGCCCAAGUCAUCGCCUACGACAAGUGCCUCGAACAAUUUACCUCGAAAGGCGACACAGAGCUGGAAAAGAAUUGCACGCCGAAGUUGAGGGAUCUCUGGUUCUGCACAGAGAAGGUCAAGCGCGAGAUUGAAGCAAAGGAUGAUGUGGAAUUGCAGAAGAGCAAGCAGUCGGGCAGAGAAGCGCUGUCCAAGCAACACUUCUCAUAG